AUGGGCACCAAUUUCCCGCAGAGCCACCACCUCCAGACCACCCACUUGUCGCUCCCCAGGAAGCAAUUCCUCUCCUACGUCCUCUACGCCCUCCUCCCCCUCGCGCUCCUCCACUACCUGCUCUUCAACCCGCUGGCCGCGCCCAAGCCGCCGCUCCUGGCGCAGCCGCAGGCGCGCGAGGCGGCGCCGUCCCAGCACAGGCACGCGCCCGUCAAUGCGCUUGAGGAGCAGCUGCCCCCGCCCCCUCCCGCUCCCGGCCGAGGGGGCGAAGCAUUGGGGGAAACUCAAGGCGGAGACGUGUCGGCGUCAGGAUCCGCGUCGCCGCCGUGCGACUACUCCGACGGCGAGUGGGUGCCGGACGCGCGCCCGCCGCUGUACGACGGCACGAGCUGCGGCACCAUCAAGGACGGGCAGAACUGCAUGGCGCACGGCCGCCCGGACACCGGGUACCUCCACUGGCGGUGGCGGCCACGGCGGUGCGACCUCCCCGCCUUCUCCCCGGAGGCGUUCCUCCGCUGGCUCCGCAACAGGCACCUGGCCUUCGUGGGCGACUCCAUGGCGCGCAACCAGGGCGAGUCGCUGCUCUGCCUCCUCGCCUCCCGCUCCCGCCCGGACCUCGUGUACCGGGACGGCCAGGAGAACAGGUUCCGGCGCUGGGUCUUCCGGGAGCACAACGCCACCGUCUCCAUCUUCUGGUCGCCGCUCCUGGUGCGGGUCGCCGAGAAGGCGGAGCACGCCGGCGUGCGGCACAACAACGUGUUCCUCGACUCGUUCGACGAGCGGUGGAUGUCGCGGCUGGGCGGGAUCGACGCCGCCGUGCUGUCCGUCGGGCACUGGUUCCUCAUCCCCGGCGUCUACCACGACGGCGGCAGGGUCGUGGGCUGCCACGACUGCGCGGACCUCAACCGCACCGAGACGGCCUUCUUCGGCGCGUUCAAGGAGGCCGUGCGCCGCACGCUCGCCGAGGUCGCCCGGCGGCACGGCGCGGACAGCAAGCUGGUCGCGGUCACCACGUUCUCGCCGGCGCACUUCGAGGGGGACUGGGACAAGGCCGGCGCGUGCCCCAGGAGGCACCCGUACAGGGAGGACGAGAAGGGGCUGGGCUACACGGAGAAGGAGAUGAGGAGGACCGUCCUGGAGGCGGUGGCCGCCCACGCCGGCGCCGGGCCCCUGCGGUUCGCGGCGCUGGACGUGACGAGGCUGGCCAACCUGCGGCCGGACGGCCACCCGGGGCCGUACAUGCGCAGCGACCCGUUCGCCGGCGGGCCGGACGCGCGGGUGCAGAACGACUGCGUGCACUGGUGCAUGCCCGGCCCCAUCGACACGUUCAACGAGAUCCUGCUGCAGACCGUCGCGGGGUGA
Molecule: messenger RNA, 1362 nt
Organism: Triticum turgidum subsp. durum (durum wheat)
Lineage: Eukaryota; Viridiplantae; Streptophyta; Magnoliopsida; Poales; Poaceae
Source: the annotation of a GenBank genome assembly